This is a messenger RNA of Dendrobium catenatum, 1074 nucleotides long. RefSeq names its product protein GAMETE EXPRESSED 2-like. The transcript has 3 exons. Bases 261 to 1061 code for a protein of 266 amino acids. The record is from RefSeq and is a predicted model, not a curated record. NCBI's taxonomy places the organism in Eukaryota, Viridiplantae, Streptophyta, Magnoliopsida, Asparagales, Orchidaceae.
UUUGAGCAGUGUUGUUUCUUCUGCUUGCCUGCUAAUUGUAGUGCAUUUAUGCUUGCUAGAUUGUAACUGAAAUAAUAACCCAGUCAAGAUUUUUCCUGGAUCUUCCUUUUUGUCAUGGCUAAAGUCGCAAUCAGUAUUUGCUGACCAACUUUACUCUUUACAUUGAGAUUUGAGGAGGAAUUUCUGGUUAUUUGGUAAGAUUUAACUAAAAUCUUGCUAAAAUCUGCUUAAAUCCGGUAUCCAAACAUCCGCUUACUAAUAUGGGUUCAAUGAGACGUUUGAUCGAGUUAUGCUGCAUUAUAUUAUGGUUGGAACGCUUGGUUUUUCCUCCAGUUUUAACAGAGGCAUAUCAGUCUACAUCUGAAAGAGGUUUUGGAGUUAAAAUUCCAAAUCCUUGCUUCGCUGUCAGUUGGCUGGAUGAUAAAACCACUUACAAAGCUGGUGACAUGGCAACUAUUAAGAUUAAGCUAUUGAACAAUUCGUUAAAUGGUAACAUCAGCACAUACAAAAUGCAUUUCUCAGUUUCUGUGAGUGGGAAGAAAGGAAAUAGCUCAUAUAUAUCUGCUGUAUUUCCUUACUUUGACGGAAAUCCUAUGUUUUGGAAUAUUUCUUUUACACCCAUCCAAGUUGGAAACUUUUCUGUGGUUGUUGUUGAAGAUUUUUCUGGUGUUAUUGAUUCGUCACUUCAUUUCAGUGUUACUGCUGGACUAAUGUACCCAUCUGCUUGUCUGCCUUUUUGGAUGGAUUCUUCUGAGGAGUCUGUUGCUGGGACCAAAACUUAUUUGCUGAUAUAUCCUAAAGAUGCUUUUGGAAAUAAUAUCUCAUCAGUGGAUAUGCCAAUGAGUGAUCAUUUUACUUUGUCAGCAUCUUAUCCAAACGGAUCUACAGCAGAGAUUUUCAAUUUCGUUUCUAGUUCUUGGAACGAUUUGGGAUAUUUUUUCAUCGAGUUUAUUCCCACCAUUGCUGGAAAGCUCAUGUUACAUGUUUAUGGUGAUAAUCAAACCUUAAAUGGUUCUCCUCUUCCAUUUACAGUCAUAUCAGGUUGGUUUCUUGCAGUAUAGAUUUUUCAUUAUC